This is a messenger RNA of Eptesicus fuscus (big brown bat), 1519 nucleotides long. Its product is annotated as tripartite motif-containing protein 5-like. NCBI's taxonomy places the organism in Eukaryota, Metazoa, Chordata, Mammalia, Chiroptera, Vespertilionidae. Gene Ontology annotation, molecular function: protein binding; zinc ion binding. The record is from RefSeq and is a predicted model, not a curated record. The transcript has 7 exons. The coding region runs from base 38 to 1519 and encodes 493 amino acids.
GCAAAUCAAGACAGAUAGGAGCAGGGGACCAGCUGCGAUGGCUUCAGGAAUCCUGGUGAACAUAAAGGAGGAGGUAACCUGCCCCAUCUGCCUGGAGCUCCUAACAGAACCCAUGAGCCUGGACUGUGGGCACACAUUUUGCCAAGCCUGCAUCACUGCAAACAACAGGGAGUCUAUGAUUGGCCAAGAUAGCAGCUGCCCAGUGUGUAGGAUCAGUUACCAGCCUGAGAACCUGCGUCCCAAUCGACAUGUGACCAACAUUGUGGAAGCGCUUAGGGAGGUGAAGUUGAGCCCACAGGAGGAGCAAAAGAGGGAUCUUUGUGUGCAACAUGGAGAAAGACUCCUGCUCUUCUGCAAGGAGGAUGAGAAGAUCAUUUGCUGGCUUUGUGAGCGGUCUCAGGAGCACCGUGGUCACCACACAUUCCUCAUGGAGGAGGUUGCCCAAAAGUACAAGGAAAAGCUCCAGGCAGCUCUGGACAGGCUGAGGGCAGAACAGCAGAAAGCUGAAAAAUUGGAAGAUGACCUUGAAGAAGAGAGAACUUCCAAGAAGGAUCAAAUAGAAAAUGAGUUGAAAAGUGUCCAGGAUUGUUUUAAACAUCUGAGAGGUAUCCUGGCCAGUGAGGAGCAAAAGGAGCUGCAAAGGCUGGAGAAAGAGGCAGCAGAAAACCUCGAUGACCUGGCUCAGGCUGAGAGAGAGCUGGCCCAGCAGAGGAAGUUGUUGAGAGAUCUCAUCUCAGAUCUGGAGCAUCGGUUGCAGGGGUCAACAGUAGAGAUGCUGCAGGAUGUGAGAGGCACUAUAAAAAGGAGUGAGACCUUCACUCUGCAGAAGCCAAAAACUCUCUCCAUGAAGCAAAGGAGAGUGUUCCAAGCUCCUGACCUGAGAGGAAUGCUGCAAGUGUUUAAUGAACUGACAGAUGUGCGACGCUACUGGGUACACGUUACCCUGGAUCCUCCCACGGAUAAAUCAAAUAUUGUCAUUUCUGCGGAUCGAAGACAAGUGAAGUCUAUCUAUUAUUAUAGACCAUAUUUGUAUCUGAAAGGCAAUUCUGAGGAUUUUGGAGUCCUUGGGUCACCUCCUAUCACCUCAGGAAAACAUUACUGGGAGGCAGAUGUGUCAGAUAAAUAUGCCUGGGUUUUGGGGGUGUAUGGUGUAAAAUGUCCUGACUCCAAUAUGAUGGAUUUUGAAAAACAAGUUAAGAGGCGUCGGCAUGUUUGCUCUCAAUAUCAACCUAAAUAUGGCUACUGGGUUAUAGGGCUACAGAACCAUUCUGAAUAUAAGGCUUUUGUGGAUUCUGCCUCCUCUGACCCCAUGACCUUAACCCUGUUCCUGAGUGUUCCUCCCUGUCGUGUUGGGGUUUUUCUAGACUAUGAUGAUGGCACUGUCUCAUUUUUUAAUGUCACUAAUGAUAGUUUUCUCAUCUAUAAAUUCUCUUCAUGUUCCUUUCCUCAGAAAAUGUUUCCGUAUUUCAAUCCUAUGAAAUGCCCUUCCCCCAUUACACUGUGUUCUCCAGGCUCUUAA